AUGCAGAUGAACACAAAACUGACCGAAACAGCCAAGCACUUCUUCACAGACCCAAACCACCUAGUCCUAACAGCCCUCCACUCUGUAACCCUAACAAACCCCUCUUUGGCCCUCGACAAAGAAAACAAAAUCGUCUUCAGGCGCCCCGACUGCCCCCGCAGCGCGAAAAAAGUCUCAAUAGUAACAGGCGGCGGCUCGGGCCACGAACCCGCCUUUGCAGGCUUCGUGGGUACGGGACUAUGCGAUGCCUCAGUCGCAGGAACGAUCUUCGCCUCGCCGUCGGCCGAGCAGAUCCGGCGUGCGGCAAUUGAUCGCGUGCCGACUGAGAAUGGCGUGUUAAUUAUUCCGAUGAAUUAUACCGGGGACGUGUUGAACUUUGGUAUGGCUGCUGAGAAAUCAAGGGCUGCGGGGAUUCGCACGGAGUUUUUUGCUAUCAAUGACGACGUUGGUGUUGGGCGGGUUAAGGGGGGUAAGGUUGGGAGACGGGGGAUUGGCGGUGGUGUGCUUAUUUUGAAGAUGGUUGGGGCGUUGGCUGAGGCUGGUGGCUCACUGGAUGACGUCUACGCUCUGGCCCAACUGGCAAAUGCAAACCUCGUCUCUCUGGGUUCCUCACUGGAACACGUCCACGUGCCAGGCCGUGGCGUGCCGGAGGAUACCAUCCCGCACGGCGAAGUUGAAGUAGGAAUGGGAAUCCACAACGAACCAGGAUCCCACCGCGUCAAGUUCGACCUCGUCGAGUUGGUCGAGGGUAUGCUCCUCCAACUCCUCGACCAUAACGACCCAGACCGCUGCUAUGUGACCCGCAAGCCGGAAGACAAGUUCGUUCUCCUGGUCAACAACCUGGGCGGCGUCAGUCCGCUCGAAUUGGCCGGUAUUACCGAUGAGGUGUACCGCCAGCUGGAACGCGAUUACCAGGUGAACAUGGUGCGCGUGAUCACGGGGACAUUCCUGACCAGUCUGAACGGCCUUGGAUUCAGCAUUUCGCUGAUGAAACUCGUCGAUCCGGGUUACGGUGCUGGGAAGUCCAUGCUGGAAUUGCUGGAUGCACCCGCUGAAGCUAUUGGCUGGUCUGCGCCAGUCAAGACAGAGACCUGGACGAACAGGAUCGACACACCAGUCGAUCUGAAGACGACUGUUCAAGUCGAGGAUAUCCCCAGCAACUUAACCCUCAACCCCCAGACCGUCCAAAAAACCCUCUCAUCAGGCCUCCGCCGCGUCAUAGCAGCCGAAAGCGAAGUAACCCGUUACGACACAAUAGUGGGCGACGGGGACUGCGGCAUCGGCCUAAAGCGCGGCGCAGAAGCAAUCCAGUCCCUGCUGGACAGCGCAAACCCACCCCUCACAGAUGACAUAGUGGUAACGCUCAACCGAAUCGUGACAGUCGUUGAGAACGUCAUGGACGGCACAUCCGGCGCGAUUUAUGCCAUUUUCCUGAAUGCGUUGGCGCACGGGUUGCGCGCUCAGGAUACGGGUUCUGCCAUGCCUGUUACCACUGAGAUCUGGGCGAAGGCUUUGGAGAUGUCUCUGCAGGCGCUGGGUAAGUAUACGCCUGCUAAAGUUGGGGAUCGGACGCUUGUUGAUGCUCUUACGCCGUUUAUCGAGACGCUUGUUGAAUCUGGGGAUUUGGGGAAGGCGGCUGAGGCGGCUCGUCAAGGGACAGAGAAGACGAAGGGGAUGAAGGCUUCGCUUGGGCGGAGUGUUUAUGUUGGUAGUGAGGAGGAGUGGGUUGGGAAGAUUCCUGAUCCUGGGGCUUUUGGGUUGUCUGAGUUCUUGAGUGGGAUUGCCGAGGGGAUUUAA
Messenger RNA from Penicillium antarcticum, 1797 nucleotides. RefSeq lists its product as uncharacterized. The coding region runs from base 1 to 1797 and encodes 598 amino acids. Gene Ontology annotation, biological process: glycerol catabolic process. Gene Ontology annotation, molecular function: glycerone kinase activity; ATP binding. The record is from RefSeq and is a predicted model, not a curated record. The transcript has 4 exons. NCBI's taxonomy places the organism in Eukaryota, Fungi, Ascomycota, Eurotiomycetes, Eurotiales, Aspergillaceae. Gene Ontology annotation, cellular component: cytosol.